AUGGCCUCCGUAGCAAUUACUCGCGAAAAUGUCACGACCCUCUUCCCCGAAGUCCAUACGAGGCUGAUCGGCGCCGACAUGGCACCCAACGCCAUACCCAACGGGACCUCGGACACCAACUCGGACGACAUGCUCGCCGGUUACGACGAAGAACAAAUCCGCCUCAUGGACGAAGUCUGCAUUGUUCUCGACAACGACGACAUGCCCAUUGGCUCCGCCUCGAAGAAAGCCUGCCACCUGAUGUCCAACAUCAACCAGGGUCUUCUACACCGCGCAUUCUCCGUGUUUCUCUUUGACCCCAGGACGAAAAAGCUGCUGUUGCAGCAAAGAGCCAGUGAAAAGAUUACAUUUCCCGACAUGUGGACGAACACAUGCUGCUCACACCCGCUGGCACACCCUUCGGAGACCGGGAACGGCGAGCUGACAAGUAAUAUCGAGGGGGCCAAACGCGCCGCGCAAAGAAAACUCAACCACGAACUCGGCAUCCAAUCGUCACAGGUCCCCAUCUCGGAUUUCUCCUUCCUCACGCGCAUCCACUACCUCGCGCCGUCGGACGGGAAAUGGGGCGAACACGAAAUCGACUACAUCCUCUUCAUCGAAGCAGACGUCACGUUAGACAUCAACAAGAACGAAGCACAAGACACGAGGUGGGUGAGUCCGGAAGAGUUGAGGCAGAUGUUCAGGGACGUGGAGACUCAGAGCGGCAAGGACAAGGCACUGAAGUACACACCCUGGUUCCGGCUGAUUUGUGAAGGAAUGCUGUUUCACUGGUGGGAGAAGCUCGUGCAGGGCCAGUUGGGCGACGUGGCAAACGAGACGCAGAUCCGGAGGAUGUAA
Molecule: messenger RNA, 837 nt
Organism: Cladophialophora psammophila CBS 110553
Lineage: Eukaryota; Fungi; Ascomycota; Eurotiomycetes; Chaetothyriales; Herpotrichiellaceae
Product: isopentenyl-diphosphate delta-isomerase
Exons: 1
Coding region: 1-837 (278 amino acids)
Biological process (GO): isopentenyl diphosphate biosynthetic process; isoprenoid biosynthetic process
Cellular component (GO): cytoplasm
Molecular function (GO): isopentenyl-diphosphate delta-isomerase activity
Source: RefSeq, a predicted model, not a curated record